AUGGGUGGCGUUCUGAGUUACUUCCGUGGUUUGUUCGGCCAAAAGGAAAUGCGCAUUUUAAUCUUGGGUCUGGACGGAGCUGGGAAGACUACAAUUCUCUACCGUUUACAUGUUGGCGAGAUUGUUACCACUGUUCCAACUAUUGGCUUCAAUGUGGAACAAGUAACAUACAAGAAUCUUAAGUUCCAAGUAUGGGAUCUCGGAGGUCAAACGUCGAUCCGGCCUUACUGGCGAUGUUAUUAUCUGAACACAGAUGCUGUGAUCUACGUUGUAGAUUCUGCUGAUAAAGAUAGGAUAGGAAUAUCAAAACAGGUAUAUCGUUUUCCUUCUUCUUCAUUUCUCUUUAGGAGUUGGUUUCAAUGCUGGAAGAAGAAGAGUUAAAGGACGCAAUCCUGAUGGUUAUUGCCAACAAACAAGAUAUUCAGGGAUGCUUAACUGUUGCUGAAAUACAUAAAGCUCUUGGGCUAGAUGCGCUUAGAAACCGAUCGUUCCAGAUAUUCAAAGCUUCGGCAACCAAGGGAGAAGGUCUCGAUGAGGCCAUGGAAUGGUUAGCCAAUGCGUUGCAACAAAAAUCUUAA
Molecule: messenger RNA, 578 nt
Organism: Bursaphelenchus xylophilus (pine wood nematode)
Lineage: Eukaryota; Metazoa; Nematoda; Chromadorea; Rhabditida; Aphelenchoididae
Source: the annotation of a GenBank genome assembly